Sphaerodactylus townsendi is the source of this 754-nucleotide messenger RNA. RefSeq names its product zinc finger protein 79-like. Gene Ontology annotation, molecular function: RNA polymerase II cis-regulatory region sequence-specific DNA binding; DNA-binding transcription factor activity, RNA polymerase II-specific. The coding region runs from base 1 to 657 and encodes 218 amino acids. The transcript has 2 exons. NCBI's taxonomy places the organism in Eukaryota, Metazoa, Chordata, Lepidosauria, Squamata, Sphaerodactylidae. The record is from RefSeq and is a predicted model, not a curated record. Gene Ontology annotation, biological process: regulation of transcription by RNA polymerase II.
AUGAAGAAGGAGGAACCAGCAGGAGAAUUCCAAGUCAAAGCGAAUGAAGUGGAAAAGAGUGUGGCAAAGCCUCUAGCCAGAGUGGACACCGUAUGUCACCCAUCCAAACAAUUCACAUCAUGGAGAAACCUUAUAAAUGCCAGGGAGUGUGGAGUAGACUUUCGUCAAUAUAGUUUCAGAAGCCUCACUUCCCACAUCAAAUCAUUCACACCAGGGAAGAAACCAGCUACAAAUGCCUGGAGUGUGGAAAGGGCUUCAGUUACAGUACAAGCCUCUGUUCCCAUCAAAAAAUUCACACAGGGGAGAAACCAUAUAUGUGCCAGGAAUGUGGAAAAAGCUUCCGUGAGAGUACACACCUCACUAUCCACCGAAGGAAGAAUUCACACAGGGGAGAAACCGUACAAAUGCCUGGAAUGUGGAAAAAGCUUCAGUCAGAGUGGAAACCUUACUUCCCAUCAAAGAAUUCACACAGGGGAGAAACCGUACAAAUGCAUGGAGUGUAGGAAAAGCUUCAGUCAGAGGGGACGCCUUACUUCACAUCAAAGAAUUCACACAGGGGAGAAACCGUACAAAUGCAUGGAGUGUGGAAAGGCCUUCAGAUUCAGAAUGGACACCUUUACUUCACAUCAAAGGAAUUCACAGGGAGAAACCAUAUAAAUGCCUGGAGUGUGAAGGACAGGUUUCAGUACAAGUGGAAGCCUAACUUCCCAUCAAAAGAAUACACACAGGGGAGGAAACCAUACAAAUGCCAGGA